Messenger RNA from Chondrus crispus (carragheen), 1242 nucleotides. RefSeq lists its product as hypothetical. Gene Ontology annotation, cellular component: cytosol. The record is from RefSeq and is a predicted model, not a curated record. NCBI's taxonomy places the organism in Eukaryota, Rhodophyta, Florideophyceae, Gigartinales, Gigartinaceae. The transcript has a single exon. The coding region runs from base 1 to 1242 and encodes 413 amino acids. Gene Ontology annotation, molecular function: protein-folding chaperone binding.
AUGGCCGGCCCCAACCCCACCCCUCUGUCGGACCCCUACCAAGAACUCUCGCUCCCACCGUCCGCCACGCCGGACCAGAUCCGGCGCGCGUACAAGGCCGCCUGCCUGCGCUGGCACCCCGACAAGCACCCGUCUGGCUCCCCGCGCGAAGCCGCAGAGGUUCGCUUUAAGGCCGUCGUUCGUGCCUACAACAUUCUCACGGAUCCGGAGGCACGCGCGUCCUAUGAUGCGAGGAGACGAGAGCAACAUGACCCGUUCGCAGACCCGAUCUAUCGUAGGCAGUUUGCCGACGGCUUUGCCCAACAGUUCGCGAGGGAAGGACACUCGGUCGAUGCUGACAGCUUGUUCGAAAGCCUCUUCGGGCAAGGGGAGAGAGAAAAGUUUGAUGAACAGGCAAGGAGAUGGCAGACAAUGGAUCGAUGUGAGGAUAGAGAGAUCGAGCUCCCACUUACUUUGGAGGAGCUUUACGUGGGCUGCAUGAAGAAAAAGCGCUUGAAGAAGCCGGAUGGCGACACCUCUGCAGUCUUGAGUAUUGUAAUUCGUCCGGGCUAUCGUCAAGGGGAUAAGAUCAGGUUCAAGGAUGCUGCCGUCGAAGAUGGACACCUACCAGGCGAUGUCGUGUUCGUUCUCACGCAACGCUCGCAUCCCAGGUUUGAGGUUGAUGCAGAUGACCUUACCAUGCUUAUGCAAGUCAAGCUGGUCGACGCUCUUGCGGGCGCCGUUCUGGUUGUCAAGGGCUUGGAUGGCAAGGAUGUCAAAAUUCGCGUGGAUAAUGUCAUUCAUCCGGGCUACGUCCAUGUCGUUAAGGGGAGGGGCUUACCUAGGAGAGAAUCCCCACACGAACGUGGCGACCUGAGAAUUACCUUUGACAUUGCCUUUCCGACUAGGGUCGAGGCUGAAGACCGCACGGCUGUCCGAGAUCUCUUCAGUAAGAUAGAGGCCCAUACCAGUUGUAAGAUGUCUAUUCGGAGGUCGUCUAGCUUGUUUAUGAAUAGGGGGAGUGGUGGUCAUGGGCUACUCAACACGCGCCGCAGUUCUAUUGGCAUGCAGGGAGUGGGGAAGCCGCCCGCUUUUCGGCAUAGGGAGGCUAGUGAGAAUGUACCUAGUCCGGAGGGUGGUGCAAGCAAGGAGGACGCUGCCUCUGCUGCGGGGCAGGGAAGCGCUGCUCCACCGCGUGGGAUGCAGCCCAGCAAGUCGCGCAUGUACAAAUCCAGGCUUCGCUUUCCGUCCAUUUUCAGGUAG